AGAAAUAAAAUAGCAAUAAUUUAAAAUAGUGCUUAUGAAUAAAAUUUGCAUUCAUUUUACAAACAAAUUCAAGACUCGAAUACAGACCGGUUACCGACUACUCGCACACGGACACCACGUCACACCAUCCGGUCUUCCUCCAACACGGCACCGAACCAACAAAAUCUAUCCCAGAACACGAGACGGCGCAAUAAAAUCAUCCACAGAGUCACUAUAAAAGACCAUGCAACCAACCGAUCAUUACCAUAGUCUCUCAACUGCAAUCGGAGCAAGACCCACCCGGGCUGACUUGCACGCUUCAGUUUAAGAGACAGCCUAGCCCAGCUCAUCAGACGGUUUGAGAGGGAACCAAUGGUGCAAUAUUCGGAGUAUUCUGGCAUUGUAUCGACCACUUCACUCGCUACUGCGAGUAAGUACUAUUGUUUUCUUUUGUGUACUUUAAAAAUAAAUCUGAUAUCUUAGUAUUUAGUACCUUUUGCAUUGUCAUUACGAAACCGUGUUAUCGGAACACAUACAAUCCUUCGUUCGUCAUUGCGACAACCCUUCACUCCUAAAUAACCAAAAAUGAGGAAAAUGACAAUUAUUUCGAAAUUAUUGAUUGUGGCAUUGUUAUACGUUCCAUCAAGCAACAGUGCCGAUUGCUACUGGAAAGGAUGGCCAUUGUGUGGUUUCAUCUUUCCUUGCAGUGGCAAUGAUCAUCACAUGCAAUAUGGGAUCAGAGCACCAUGUUUUUUAAGUCCUGACAAAUAUUGUUGUCCAUCAGGAUCUGGAGCUGAUAUAGCUCUUUGCGAACACACCGAUUUGAAUGGAGCCUGCAUUUCUCACUCGAUCGAUAAAAAUAAAUGCGUGAAUGUGGAUAAGAACGAUUGGGCAAGUUCGGUAAACACUUUUGGAGGAUGUUUUAGACUCUAUGAACAUGCAGACUGUGAGGGAAAAUCAAUCGCUGUUCAACCCGGUUCACCAAGUCACAAUAACUUGGGAGCCCUUGGAAUGAACGACAUGGUAACAUCAGUGAGUUUAUGUUUCUCAACUGAUAAAUGUGAUCAUCGUUCAAAAAGAUCGAACAAUAAUUGUCGAUGGGCCAACGAUGAAUUUACGUUGGGUUUCCUACCAUGGUUGACCAGAGAUCGAAAUAAUCUGAAUGGUCCAAUUUCGUAUUACCAAAUCGGACCGAAUUCAAGGACUGAGGUAAUGGAAGCUCUCGUUUAUCCACAUCAUUUAGGAACUGGAACAGGAACAAACCAAGCUGCUCGUGAUUAUACUAAUAAUAUGGGAUAUCCUAAUGAUGAUGCUGGACAUAUUCUAGCAGCACGUCUAGGUGGUUCUGGUACUGAUUUGAGGAAUAUUUUCCCUCAAAGUCGUAACAUUAAUCGUGGAGCUUGGGCUCGAGACGUUGAAGGUUUGGUUGCUCUAGUGGUGCAAUCACGAGGAAGCGCUAUCUUUACAAUUAACUUAAUAUACAGAGAGACAACUGAUACUAGACCACAACUAAUAGUAUAUCGUAUUAGAUCAGGAAAUUAUGUUUGGCAGAUAGGUGACAUGGUCAAUCCAGAUUAGAUAUUAAACGAGGUGUGGCGUUUGGGAAUUGUACGACGUGUUGUGGAAUUGUGUGAAAUAAAUAAAAUGUACAUUUGAAA
Messenger RNA from Aphis gossypii (cotton aphid), 1637 nucleotides. RefSeq lists its product as uncharacterized. The coding region runs from base 565 to 1557 and encodes 330 amino acids. The record is from RefSeq and is a predicted model, not a curated record. Lineage: Eukaryota; Metazoa; Arthropoda; Insecta; Hemiptera; Aphididae. The transcript has 2 exons.